Messenger RNA from Suillus fuscotomentosus, 793 nucleotides. RefSeq lists its product as uncharacterized. Bases 225 to 701 code for a protein of 158 amino acids. Lineage: Eukaryota; Fungi; Basidiomycota; Agaricomycetes; Boletales; Suillaceae. The transcript has 3 exons. The record is from RefSeq and is a predicted model, not a curated record.
CAAUAUUCCAACAUCGAUAUUAUUACCACAGGACACUCCAUGGGACUCACCGGUCGUUUCAGUCAUUCCGACAGUGCGUCACUGCGCCCUCACGUCUCCAACCACUAUCUUCACUUUCACGACGAACAAUGUCUUCUUCCUAUGGAAACACUUGAAAACAGAGCUGCCUAGCGGGCAAGCGUAUGACUUUGAACAACUCAAAGGGAAGGUUGUUUUGAUUGUCAAUGUUGCAUCCAAGUGUGGUUUCAUUCCCCAAUACAAAGCAUUCUUCCAGAGAGCCAACUCCCACCGAGUGGGAGCGCCUCGGAGUGAACGUAUCAAGAGUACGCAGACUUGUAAGCAUCGAUGGCUUCAAUGACGCAGCGAAGCUAUUUCGCGGUCCAGUGCUUAGGCGGCGCACAGAUGGCAUUGGUAGUGCCCUGGAUCUAUUUUGCCCUAUCCUGCGCCCAGAUAUCAUUGGUCAUGUCCUGAAGAGGCUUUUCGAGCAGUUCCCCCCUACCACACUCUUCCCGAACCUUUGCGAAUUGCAUUUUGAGGCCGUGUUUGGUCUUCUGGAACAUAGCUCAAAAUUCUGGCUGCUUCGGCAGUUCAUUUCGCCUAGAUUGCAAGCGCUCCGGUUUGAUGUAACUGGCAUCCCAAUGCAUAAGUGGAGAAAUUACUUGCUGCUCUUCCCGCAGAAGCGCACGGUCUGCGCCAACUGACAGUAUCGUCGGGCAAUGGUACUACGGCUUUGACAAUCUCCCCGAGUCUUGGAAAGCUGCCGAAGUUGAUUAGACUGGCCAUUUUCGGAAUC